AUGGAGGCCUCUCGAGGUUCUGCCGCUCUCGACAAUGCAACCAGAGCGACGCUGUCAGAGAAGCGCUCCGAGAAACACGCAGAGGAGGUGACAACGGCUCCGAUCAUCUACACGGAUUAUCACAGCCGCAAAAACCCCUAUGCCUCGCUACUUUACCUGCCCAUGGAACUACAGUUUCUCAUCGGCUCUCAUCUCGGAUAUGGCGACUUGCAGAACCUACGCUGCACCAACAAAUUCUACCGUCAACUCAUCGACAUCAACUUUGUAAGAACUUGUCUGGGCUCUCUCGCAACCGACUAUUCGCUACGUUUCGUCUGCCGCAGCUGUCUGCGCUACGACGGCACCGGCCGUCGGCUGCUGUGGCCACUCGCAUCGUGUGCUCAGCCUGCGCCAUCCGACGGCGAGGUGUCAGAUGACGGCGCGUCUAUCGAGGCCCCGCCGGCGACUAGCAUGACCUACUGCCCCGAUCCCAGCGUCCCACUUGCCGCGAACUGCGCCGACUGCGCCGUCCGCCAGGGCCAGCUUUGCCCCGGCGAGUACGUCCUCACCGAGGGUGGUGAGCGCAAGGUUCGCGUGUGCCGUUGGUGCGGCUGGCCCUGCACCAAUGAUCCCGCGAAGGAAGAGUACUGGCCACGGUCUGCCCGUGAACUGCAUCCGCGCUGCGCCCAGAUUUACCAGAUGGUCAUGGUAGGCUACUACAUUCUGGUGUGUAUCCGGUCCGGCAUAGCUUUCGUCACGUAUAUCCUCUUGUGGAGGUUAUUUGCGGAUAACCAAGUUGUUGUCGUGCCGAGUGUGUUCACCAUCCUGGGUCUCGGCAUCCCGCCCCUCUAUGUCAUGAUUAGAGAGAUGCAGGCCGAGUAUGAUGCCGGCAAGGUUGCUGCUGAGGUCAUCAUCCGCUUGAUUAAUGUGCUGGGCAACAUUGUCCUCUUCUUGGAGUAUGAUGUGACGAAACAUCACGCGCCCGGCCUUUCACCCUUGCGUCGCCAUCUUAUCAACCCUCUCAUCGCUGGGCUUGUAUUCUGGACGUCGCCUCGCGCAUUGGAGAACUUGUGGAUCGGUCGCGGAAAGCAUCCUCGCCACAAGUCAUUGCGCCGGGGGCUAGGCAGAUUCCUCAAGAACGCGCAGAGCGGUCUGGGCGAGUUCUGGUUGUUCCAGGGCAGAGAGCCGUCCGCUCACCCGGCGACACAGCACUGA
This is a messenger RNA of Verticillium dahliae VdLs.17, 1194 nucleotides long. RefSeq lists its product as uncharacterized. Bases 1 to 1194 code for a protein of 397 amino acids. The record is from RefSeq and is a predicted model, not a curated record. Gene Ontology annotation, molecular function: protein binding. NCBI's taxonomy places the organism in Eukaryota, Fungi, Ascomycota, Sordariomycetes, Glomerellales, Plectosphaerellaceae. The transcript has 3 exons.